UAAGCUCAAAUUUGAGAAAUUAGGUUUGUUUUCAUCCUUUCUUUGUCUCAGUCACUUAGUUUUUGGGUUUUAGUAGACUCCUUUGUAUUUUUUAACCCAAAAAUUGCAAUGUCAAAAGUUUCAGUCUUUUGCAACUUCUGCUGUGUUCUUUUGUGAUUUGAGACAGAAGAGAAACUUAAUUUGUCUUUAAAGCUAACAUUUUUAGGUAGCAAAAAUUAGUAUAUUGAGCAUAAAGUUAACAAAUUUGAAGUUAUUUAAGAUGAUUGAGGAUAUGGUUUUCUAUUCUGAUAAGUAGGAAGUUGAUGAAGUGAUAAUGAAGCUUCUUUGAAAUGUUUUUACUUUUUAGAAAUGGAAGCAAAUAGAGAGAAGUAUGCUGCUGAUAUAUUGUCCAUAAAAGAAGCUCAUGACCGUAUUAAGCCGUAUAUACAUAGAACUCCGGUGUUAACAUCUGAAUCGUUGAAUUCAAUCUCCGGAAGAAGCUUGUUCUUUAAGUGUGAGUGCCUUCAGAAAGGUGGAGCUUUCAAAUUCCGUGGAGCUUGCAAUGCUGUUUUGUCUCUUGAUGCUGAACAAGCAGCCAAAGGAGUUGUAACACACAGCAGUGGAAACCAUGCUGCUGCAUUGUCUUUGGCUGCAAAGAUUCAGGGAAUACCGGCAUAUAUUGUUGUACCAAAAGGUGCUCCAAAGUGCAAAGUUGAUAAUGUGAUCAGGUAUGGUGGUAAGGUUAUAUGGAGUGAAGCAACAAUGUCUUCUAGAGAGGAAAUAGCUUCAAAAGUUUUGCAGGAAACAGGUUCAGUUCUGAUCCAUCCAUAUAAUGAUGGACGCAUUAUAAGUGGUCAGGGUACAAUUGCAUUGGAACUGCUGGAGCAAAUCCAAGAGAUUGAUGCUAUAGUUGUGCCGAUAAGCGGGGGUGGUUUGAUAUCUGGUGUGGCGCUUGCUGCCAAAUCUAUUAAGCCUAGUAUCCGGAUUAUAGCCGCUGAACCAAAAGGAGCUGAUGAUGCGGCUCAGUCUAAGGUCGCUGGUAAAAUCAUCACUUUACCUGUGACUAAUACUAUAGCUGAUGGCCUUCGAGCUUCUCUUGGAGAUUUAACCUGGCCGGUGGUGAGGGACUUGGUAGAUGAUGUUGUCACCUUGGAAGAGUGUGAAAUAAUCGAAGCCAUGAAAAUGUGCUAUGAGAUACUGAAGGUCUCUGUGGAACCAAGUGGAGCUAUUGGCCUUGCAGCAGUUUUAUCAAACAGUUUCCGCAACAAUCCUUCUUGUCGUGAUUGCAAAAACAUAGGAAUUGUACUCUCAGGAGGUAAUGUUGAUUUGGGCUCUCUAUGGGAUUCAUUUAAGAGUUCAAAAUAAACACCUUUGCUUAUUGCAUUUCUUUCACGACUUCCUUAGAUAUCAAUGAGAAUGGCUGUAUUAUCC
This is a messenger RNA of Arabidopsis thaliana (thale cress), 1410 nucleotides long. It is a transcript of the gene SR, whose product is annotated as serine racemase. Bases 349 to 1344 code for a protein of 331 amino acids. Gene Ontology annotation, biological process: amino acid metabolic process. Gene Ontology annotation, molecular function: D-serine ammonia-lyase activity; pyridoxal phosphate binding; serine racemase activity. The record is from RefSeq and is marked reviewed. The transcript is spliced from 5 exons. NCBI's taxonomy places the organism in Eukaryota, Viridiplantae, Streptophyta, Magnoliopsida, Brassicales, Brassicaceae.